Molecule: messenger RNA, 699 nt
Organism: Morchella sextelata
Lineage: Eukaryota; Fungi; Ascomycota; Pezizomycetes; Pezizales; Morchellaceae
Exons: 3
Coding region: 1-699 (232 amino acids)
Source: RefSeq, a predicted model, not a curated record
AUGCCCCCAGCACUCCUCUCCACGCCCGCCGUGCGGCGCCAGAACCUCUUGAUUGAAUUCGCCAGUCUAAAACAUGCCGCGCCCUCAGGCGUCUACAUGUCUCUCUCCCUGCCCGACCCCACGCUCUGGUCCGGCGUAAUCUUCACGCGCAAAGGUCCCUACCACGGCGGCAUCUUCAAGUUCACAAUCACCUUCCCGCCCACCUACCCCACCACACCCCCCACCAUAAUCUUCCAGACCCCACUCUACCACCCGCUGAUCUGCCCCUCGCCCGCACCCCCCUCCUCCCCAUCCACCACGCCCGGCCUCUUCUCCCUCCGCCACGGCUUCCCGUGCUGGUUCACGCCGACGCCCACGUCGCCCUCCACGCCCACGCCGACGCUCGACGUGCUGCAGUACAUCAAGGCCUCCCUGACCGAGGCGUCGGUGCUCGACGACGUGCCGCUGAGCGCGGCCGAGAACGACGGCGCGUGGAAGCUGUGGAGCGCGGGGGAGGGGGCGCGCGGGGCGACGGGCGGGUGGGAGGAGAGGGUGGGGAGGGUGGUGGAGGGGAGUAGGGGGGAGGAGGUGGUGUUUGGCGGUGGGGGUGCGGGUGCGGGUGGCGGGGGGAUGAGGUUUGUGGAGUUGGAGGAGGGGGUGGUGGAGGGGGUGAAGGAGGUGGCGAGGAUGGUGGUGGAGGAGAGGGUGGUGUUGGUGUAG